Molecule: messenger RNA, 9503 nt
Organism: Acanthochromis polyacanthus (spiny chromis)
Lineage: Eukaryota; Metazoa; Chordata; Actinopteri; Pomacentridae
Product: monocyte to macrophage differentiation factor 2-like
Exons: 7
Coding region: 451-1158 (235 amino acids)
Cellular component (GO): membrane
Molecular function (GO): pore-forming activity
Source: RefSeq, a predicted model, not a curated record
GGUGCAAAUCUGCAUGAAUUUCUCAGCUUCUCAGCUAUGAAUCAGUCCCUCAGAAAAUGAUGUGGCAGCCUUCAGUGAUGAAAAACAAGCCUCCUCACUGAGUCGUGAUGAAGUGAACACACACACACACACACAAGAGAGAGAGAGUGAGAGAGAGAGCUCCAGCAGCAGCACCGACCCGGCAGCACUCUCUCCCUGCCGCCCACACUCCCUGGACCGGACGCUCUGCAGGCGACUGGAUGGGGAUGCGUCAGUCUCCCGGUGCUGCUUGAGAUGAGGAUAAGACGACGACGGUGAAGUGGCUACGGUGCUCGUUUAGGAGUGAAUGUGUUCCUCCUCGGUGCGAACUGAGCAAAACGCAGCGGGUUAAAACCGCCCAACAGUCAGAGAGGAUCCGGGCUUCAGCCACACUGUCUGUCUGCUGUCAACUGUUGCUUAUUUUCUCUGUAAAUGAAUCUUGUAAGGUUUAUGAACAACCCUGUUCCUCCUAACAAGAGAUACCAGCCCACUGAAUAUGAGCACGCUGCCAACUGUGCCACGCAUGCGUUAUGGAUAAUCCCCAGCCUACUGGGCAGCUCAGUGUUGCACUUCCAGUCAGAGGACCAAUGGGAGCGGCUGUCAGCCUGGGUGUAUGGGGCAGGGCUCAGUUCGCUCUUCAUCAUCUCCACCCUUUUCCAUACUGUGGCCUGGAAGAAGAGCCACCUACGGUCUGUGGAGCACUGUUUCCACAUGUGUGACAGGAUGGUGAUCUAUUUCUUCAUUGCUGCCUCCUAUGCCCCUUGGCUGAACCUGAGGGAGCUUGGUCCCUGGGCGUGUCACAUGCGCUGGCUGGUCUGGGUCAUGGCGUCUUUUGGAACCACCUAUGUCUUCUUCUUCCAUGAGAGGUAUAAGAUCAUGGAGUUGAUCUGCUACACAGUGAUGGGAGUUUUUCCUGCCUUGGUCAUCCUCUCAAUGCCUGAGCAGGCUGGGUUGUGUGAGCUGCUGGUGGGCGGAGCCUGCUACUCCUUGGGAAUGGUCUUCUUCAAAAGCGACGGCAUCGUCCCGUUCGCUCAUGCUAUCUGGCACCUGUUCGUCGCCAUGGGAGCAGCCAUACAUUACUACGCCAUCUGGAAGUACCUCUACGCCCAGCCGCCCAAUCAGAUCAAGACCUCAAGAUGACAUCAACAUUGACAGCACAGGAAGAAACACCUGUGUUUGACUGGCUUCAAGGAGACAACGCGAACCAUGUUUGAAUUCAGAGGCUGCAUCAUGUCAAAGAGUGAAAGAGUGUAGUCAGUUCCUUCAUUUUGAUGCAGGAAGUGGUAUCUUAAACAGUUUUUUUUCAUCGAAUAUCCUUUAAUUUUUGCUAAAUGAAGUUGCCACUAGGUCAUAGUGUCAUGUCUUUCCCGUUAAGCAUUUGAUUUGAAUGGUACAAUGGGUGAAACAACAAGUAAUGGUGCAUUCAGGCGAUCCUCAGUAACUCUUAGCAAACCAGUAGAAACCAUUUUUAAAACUUAUAUAAUGUAGAAUAAAAGGAUGAGAAAUAAAAGAUGCGAAUAGCAAUGCAAUACGGCCCAAUCAAAGUGAGAAUUCAACUUAAAGACUUGGAGAUUACUUCACGUGUUGCAUAAAAACAGAAUCCUGCUUCUCAGGGUUUAGUUUGGACUCUGUCAGUUUGCAGAACUACCUCAGGUAUUGUGGAAUCUAAAAGUAGACAGAUAAAGAUGUCCAUCCAUCCAUCGACUUCCGCUUAUCUGGGGCCGGGUCGCGGCGGCAGCAGGCGAAGCAGGUCAUUCCAGAUGUGGCUCCCCCCAGCGACGCUUUCCAGCUCUUCCUGGGGGAUGCUGAGGCAUUCCCAGGCCAGACGAGAUAUAUAAUCCCUCCAGUGUGUUCUGGGUCAGCCCCAGGGCCUCCUCCCCAGUGGACGUGUUCGGAAAACCUCUAGAGGAAGUCUACCUGGAGGUAUUUGAAUCAGAUGGCCAAACCACCUCAACUGGCUUCUUUUGAUGCGAAGGAGCUGCAGCUCUACUCCGAGCUUCCUCCAGAUGCCUGAGCUCCUCACCCUAUCUCUAAGGCUGAGCCCAACCACCCUACGGAGGAAGCUCAUUUCAGCCGCUUGUAUUUGCCAUCUUGCUCUUUCGGUCACUAAUGGUCACUUAUGGUCAUGACCAUAGGCGAGGGCUGGAACAUAGAUGGACUGGUAAAUUGAGAGCUUCGCCUUACAGCUCAGCUCCCUCUUCACCACAACAGUCCGAUACAACGCCCGCAUUACUGCUGACGUUACACCAAUCUGCCUGUCCAUCUCACGCUCCAUUUUCCCAUCACUCAUGAACAAGAUCACGAGAUAUGUGAACUCCUUUGCUUGGGGAAACAACUCCCCCCCAACCCGGAGAGAGCAAUCCACCGGUUCCCGGCAGAGAAUGGGACUUGGAGGUGCUGAUCCGCAUCCCUGCUGCUUCACACUCGGCUGCAAACCGCUCCAGUGCCUGCUGAAGGUCAUGAUGUGAGGAAUCCAACAGAACCACAUCAUCUGCAAAAAGCAGAGAUGUAAUCCUGAGGUCCCCAAACCAGACACCCUCCUCACCCUGGCUGUGCCUUGAGAUCCCAUCAAUGAAGACCACAAACAGGAUUCGGAGACAAGGAACAGCCCUGGCGGAGUCCAACACCCACGGGAAACGAGUCUGACUUUGUGCUGAGUAUGCGGACACAGCUCUCACUUUGGUUGUGCAGGGACUAAAUGGCUCGUAUCAACAAGCCCAGUGACCCAUACUCCCGCAGUGCCUCCCACAGAGCCCCUCAGGGGACAUGGUCGUAGCCCUUCUCCAGAUUUACAAAACACAUGUAGACUGGGGUCAUGGGGUCAUGGGGUCAAACUCCCAUAACCCCCUCAGCAGCUCUGCAAGACUAAAGCGCUAGUCCACUGUUUCACGACUAGGACGGAAUCCGCAUUGCUCCUCCUGAAUCUGGAGGUUCGACAAUCGGUCGGAGCCUCCCUUCCAGCACCCUAGAGUAAACUUUCCUGGGGAGGCUGAGAAGUGUGAUACCCCUGUAGUUGGCGCACACUAUCCUUUUUGAAAAUAGGGAUCACCACCCUGGUCUACCACUCCCCAGGUACCAUACCCAAUGCCCACGCGACAUUGUAGAGACGUGUCAACCAAGACAGUCCAACAAUGUCCAGAGCCUUCAGCAUCUCAGGGCGGAUCUUGUCCUCACCUGGCGCCUUGCCACCAAGGAGCUUCUUAACUACCUUGGCGACCUCUGCGACGGAUAUGGACAAAGACUCCACCAAGUCUUCACGCUCUGCCUCCCCUACAAAGGACGUGUUUACCGGGUUCAGGAGUUCCUCAAAGUGCUCUUUCCACUGUCCGACAAUAGCCUCAGUAUGGGUCAACAGUUCUCUGCCCUAACUGUACACAGCCUGAGCAAAUCCCUGCCUCUCCUUCCUGAGGCACCAGAUGGUUUGCCAGAACCUCCUUGAGGCCAACCGAAAGUCCUUCUCCAUAGCCUCCCUGAACUCCUCCCACACCCAAGUUUUUGCUUCCGCGACUGCCGCAGCCGCCACCCUUUUGGUCAACCGAUACCCAUCGGCUGCUUCAGGAGACCCCUGAGCAAGCCAAACUCGAAAGGGCUCCUUCUUCAGCCUGACGGCUUCCCUCACCACCAGUGUCCACCAGCGAGUUCUUGAGUUGCCACCGCGACAGGCACCAGUGACCUUCAGGCCACAGCUCCUAAAAGCUGCUUCUGCAAUGGAGGCUUUGAACAUGGACCACUCAGACUCCAUGUCCCCAACCUCCUCUGGGAUGCAGGAGAAACUCUUCCGGAGGUGGGAGUUGAAAACCUCCCAGUUAAAGAUGUGACGAGUGGAAUGAUGUGAUCCACUCCAUUUGGCCAGCUUUGAAUUGUGUCUGCAGGUCUUCCCCACCAGUCUCCACCAGCAGGAGGGUGGUGAAACUCGGGGUAAAAACACAUUUGCAAAUCACUUCCUGCUGCUUGAAGGGCAGCAAUUGUGAACAUUUUAUCAAUCCAGAGCUUCUCUCAUCUUGAUUUUAGAUGUUGGACUGUAGGAGAACACAACCCAGUGGAAAAUGUUACUACUAAAAGUUUGCUCUUCUGUAACUUGGGCGGAAGUGGCUCAGGUAGUAGAGCGGGUCGUCCAGUGAUCAAAGGGUUGGUGGUUCAAUUCCUGCUCUCGCCUAGUCAUGUGCUGUUGUGUCCUUGGGCAAGACACUUUACCCGCCUUGCCUCCAGUGCUGCUCUCACACUGGUGUGUGAAUGUUGAUGGUGGUCGGAGGGGCCGUUGGCGCGGAUUGGCAGCCACACUUCCGUCAGUCUGCCCCAGGCAGCUGUGGCUACAAAUGUAGCUUACCACUACCAGAGUGAGAAUGUGUGAGUGAAUGAAUAAUGGGUCCAUUGUGAAGUGCUUUGAGUGGCCAAAAAAGUGCUAUAUAAAUCUAAUCCAUUAUUAAAAGUGUGAUUCUUAUUUUGGGCUUAUUCGAGGGAGUUAGAAGCAGAGUGGUCAAACCCACCAAAAAUCGAAACUGGGUUUUAUAUGAUUUCUCUAACAUUUUAUGGUCUAGAUUUUAGUGGCCAAGUGGUCUAACCCACAACCCAAAUAUAGUGUUACAGUGGUGCUUGGAAUGUUAAAUCAGUCUUGAAAACACAAAACUUUGAACCCAUUUUUUUUUCAAAAACUACAGGAAGUGGACCACUCUGCUUCCAAAUCUUUCAUUUUAGCGUUGAUUUUGUCUGAUAUGAUUCUUGUAUUUUGCUUCUAAACUUCAACAAGAAAUGUAGAUGAGAAAAGAGGAGAAAAAUUAGCUAUAGGAGCCAAACUUGAGACUUAAAGGAGAUAAUUUGACUAAUGGAUCCAUUUUUCUCAGUGGAACUACAUGUGGGCUACAUAUGAGCUUAAUUUUAUACAAAUUUAAUACAACUACUGUUUUUCCAUGAUCAAACAUUUUUUUAAAAAGACAAUUUUUCACAAAUUUUGCCAGAGUAUGGAAACUUAUGAGCACAGUUAUUAAUAAUACUUGUUAAUUGUCAAAUUAUUUCCUCUAAAUCUCAGGUUUGACUCUUGUUGGUAAUUGUUCUCUUACUUUUCUCACUUAUAUUUCCUGGUGAAUUUUAGGAGAAAAAUAUGAGGGACAUAUCAGACAAAAUCCAAACUAAAACAAAAAUUACAAUUUUGACUCCCAAGCUGUAGAGGAGCAAACUUUGAGCAGCAAGAUUUUAGUGUGUUAAUUCCCUACCUGAAGAAAUUAAAUCCACAUUCAAAAUUAACAGUACAUUAUGAGAUGCUAUGUCAGUAACUCAAAACAUACAAUAAAACAGUGAAACAGGCAAGAACAUCUCAUUUCUCACAACUCAUCACAGAGCAUAAAAACAACCCCCGGUUCCUCUUCUCCACUUUUAAUGUUUUAACAGGCACUAAUUUUAAUAAAGCUUUUAAGGCGCCAACAGAUGCUCUUUGUGAGAACUUUGCAGACCACUUCAGAACCAAGAUCAAGGACGUCAGAUCCAGCCUUUUAUCCCAACAAGUCUUACCUGGUAACACACCUGAUCUCCUGUCCUUGCCUGAGGAAACACUGGAGAGUUUUGCCCUGGUUGAUGCAAGGACACUUGGUCGAGUUUUCUCCCAAGUAAACCCAACAACCUGCCUUUUAGGUCCAAUUCCCACACCACUUUUAAAAUCAUUUUAUGGAUUCUUUGAGGAAUAGUUUUUAAACAUAAUGAACUGCUCUCUUCAGAUGGGUGUCUUCCCCGCUGCCUUUAAAACGGUGGUGGUGAAGCCCCUUCUGAAGAAGAGCAGUCUGGACCCCAAUGUUUUUAAUAACUACCGUCCUGUAUCCAACUUUUAAGUAAAAUUUUAGAAAAACUGGUUUUUAAUCAAGUCAAUGACUUUUUGAACAGAAUAAAAUUUGUGAAGUACAGCCUGUGUGCUUCUGUGAAUAUGUGUGUGUGUGUGUGUGUGGUCAGGUGCUGGACCAAAUGUCCCCACAACUGUAGGACAACCGAAAACAAUGUCACUUGUGGGGACCUCAUUUCGGUCCCCACAAGUUUAAACAGUGUUUUCUUGACCAUGUUGUUGUUACUGAAAAAAGUAAAAGUGCAAAAACGUUUUUUUAGGGUUAGGCAUUGUUUUGGUCUGGGUUAAGGUUAGGGUUAGGGUAAGGGUUAGGGGUUAGAUAUGAAUGGGAGUCAAUGGUAUGUCCCCACAAUGAUAGAAAAACAUUGUGUGUGUGUGUGUGUGUGUGUGUGUGUGUGUGUGUGUGUGUGUGUGUGUGUGUGUGUGUGUGUGUGUGUGUGUGUGUGUGUGCAUAUGUAUGGACAUAUAUGUACAUACCCAGGGUGGGAGGGAAAGAUUGUCUUGUUUUUAUUUCAAUAUUUUUCAAUGUUUUAAUGUUGUGAAGCACUUUGUGGUGCAAUUUCAUCGGAUGAAAAGUGCUAUACAAAUAUUGAUUGAUUGAUUGAUUGAUUGAUUUGCUUCAUCCAACCUGAAUCCAUCAUAUAUGUGUUUUGACACAUCAUGAGUUGAUGAGGACAUUUGAAUGCACCAUUAAGCAGGUGUACAGGUAUGAAGGAAUCUUUUUCAUUGACCCGAUGAUGUUAUGAAUGUGAACUUCAUGGUGGCCCCUGAACUGGUUCACGGCUUGUUCUUUCACCUCAGUUCAUUUCAAUUUCCCGUUACAGUGUUUUUGCAGGAAUUUGGGUUCGUUCCAACAAUUGAGGGUUAAUUCUUGGAGAUGUCUCCUUCCGUGGUGCACGUCCAGAUUCAGUGUUCAGGCGCUGAAUUAAGGGCAUUGUCUUAUCGCCAACAACAAGUCAAUGUUUUACAAUUCGCCGACUUGACUAUUAUGAUUAAUUUUAGCUUGUAAUAUCGUUAAGAGACAGUGUUUGAAUUAUAUUUAGCAGGUCGCGACAUCAGUAACUAACUAUUCCAAUUCAGAGCUCUAGAUAGUAAUAUUACUGCUACUAUUAUUAGUUGUGCUAUGAACACUGUAUGGUUUAAACACAGGUUGCUUCAGUUAGUGUGAAAACAAAGCAUAACUACUGAAAGAUUUUCUUCACGUUGAACAUACAGAUAUUUGUGGUUUUAGUCACUGGAGACUUUAUCUGCUCUGCACAGUAGAUUAUCAAGCAUAGUUACUGAAUUCUAAUAGUUUACUGUUGUGGAUUAGGCUUAGUGAGUGAAGACGUCAUCAUUAUGCACUAUUUAUCAGAAACGUACAGUAUGUGUUGAGCUCAUAUUUUUUUCUGAUGUUCUCGUAGUGUUAAUUGAUUAUUUUCAUUCUAAAUGAACCUCAGAGGGGAAAACCACCAUCAGAUUCAGCACUGCCACACUGACCUACUGCCGACAGCACACUAACUACCGCUUAUGUCACACUUGAAAGGAAUCUGGAGCUAUAGUAUUGUUGAACAAUCUGGCCCAAUAUGAAGGCAUCUCAGGUGUGUGUGUGUGUGUGUGUGUGUCUGUGUGUGUGUGUGUGCGCGUGUGUGUGAAUGCUUAUGUGUUCUUAACUACGCCAUGAAUCCAAAGCCUCUGAUUGGCUGAGUCUAUGUUUACACGCAUGUACCUUGAACACGUAAAAAAUAUAUAUAUAUUUGAAAUAUGUAUGAUAUGUAUGUAUUCUUAAUGUUAAACUGUUGGAAAAGCUUGUGUAGUACGAUGAAUGUGGCUAGAGAAUCAAAAGGUCAACCAUCGGGUGUUCAGAUGUGUUAAAAAACAAAAAAAUUCUUUUCAAUCUCCUGUCCAUCAUAUUUUCACUUCUGUGUGUUUCUCAGGACUUGGAUCAUUUCUGCUUGAACAUCUGUGAAACCACAUUCAAGGUCCGCUAAAGCUGCAGUCUGAGAGGUGCCAGCAUUAAAGAAAGCAGAUUUCCAAGUAGGGCAGCGAUCGCAGAAAGUUGUCUGCAAGCUUUAUGGGUAAUAUUUAUAAAAAUAACAGGAAAGAAGCUCAGUUAGAAACAGACACAGAAUCCUGACAGAAACUAGAACAGCAGAAGUGUUUGUGAAUUAAAAUAGACAGUGGAAAGCUCUAAAUUUUCAGACUUUGGGUUUGCAUCAGAACACACUGUGACGAACACUCACGAGAUGCAUUUGCAAGACGUUUUUGUUAGUGUAAAUGCAGUAGUUCAUGAGAAAAUGUACACGUGAAGAGACAAAAAAUUGAUUAAUUUGGACUCAUACCACUCACCAUGUCUUCCUCAGUUCAUUUGACACCUUUUAAAACAGAAUCAGGUUAAAAAAUGGACUGAAAACAAGUAAGGGGUUUAGAAGCAGAGUGAUCCCACCCACAAAACAUCUGGGUUUUAUAUAAUUUCUGUAAUAAUUUUUGGUCUAGAUUUUAGUUGCCAAGUGGUGUAACCCACAACCAGUGGCGUUAUAGUGUUACAGUGGCACUUGGAAUGUUAGACCAUUCCGGAAAACACAAAACUUUGAACCCAUUUUUCUCAAAAACUACAGAAAGUGGGCUAGACCUCUCUGCUUCCAAGUCCUUCAUUUUAGCGUUGAUUUUGUCUGAUAUGAUUCUUUUAUUUUGUUUCUAAAAUUCAACAAGAAAUUUUGAAAUGUAUGAAAUGAUACAUAUGUGUGUGUGUGUGUGUGUGUGUUUGUCUAUAUAUAUAUAUAUAUAUAUAUAUAGGCAAACACACACACACACACACACACACACACACACACACACACACACACACACACACACAUAUAUAUUAAAAUAGAAUAAUAGUACUGUACAAAUCUGCACAUUUUAAUGAAAUUGCACCUCUUUGUGUGUGUGAAAUGUGUACGAUAUUACCUCACUACACCAAAUAUUAAUUCCUUUAUAGCUAAAAAAAAAUAUUACAUUUACAACCGGUAUGUGAAUGCAGCAUUACACUGUGCGUAAAAUCACCAAAUCUCCAUUGAAUAUAUUAGUUGUUUUUAGAAAUAUUUGACCAAUAAAUGCACCACGGUGAUAAAAUAACCAUGAUUUAACCAUUUUCAGUCAUCAGAGUUUGCGGUCACAGUUGACUGGGAAUCUGUCAGACAGUUUGAAACUCUUCAGAUAUAUUCUAUAAUACAAGAUGACUUUUUAGUAUUUCUACUCUCAGUGUUUACUUAAGCCUCUGGGAUGCACCGAACAGUGUUUUGACUUGUUCUACAGACAGGUUUGGCCUUGCUGAGGUGAAUUGAGGGUAUGACUGUGUGUCUGUCAUGUCUUGGUUAUGAUAUCUGUGUCAUUCCGAUUUACAGUGCCCACCCAACUUUGUAUUAUAGACCUCUGUGGUUAAACGCUCCAUGAAGCCUUUGUGGAGCCCGUGUAUGUUGUUUCUAGAUGCUCUGUGAUUGUGGAGCUGCUGCUGGUGUUUUUUUUUCUGAAUAUCUGCUGAUUAUAUUCUCUUUCAUUAUUUGUGUCUCUUUCCCCAGUUUUCAUUUGUCUUAUUGUGUCCAUGGUGCUUUUUGUGCUGUGAUAAGCCAAGAUGAUGCCAACAAUGCUUUUAUCUUUUCUAUUUCUCUUGUAAUAAAAAAGCUUUUUUCAUACAGUA